Molecule: messenger RNA, 1422 nt
Organism: Heterocephalus glaber (naked mole-rat)
Lineage: Eukaryota; Metazoa; Chordata; Mammalia; Rodentia; Bathyergidae
Gene: Spesp1
Product: sperm equatorial segment protein 1
Biological process (GO): fusion of sperm to egg plasma membrane involved in single fertilization; acrosome reaction
Cellular component (GO): acrosomal vesicle
Source: RefSeq, a predicted model, not a curated record
CCAUUUCCAGGCGCCCCAGGCCCUGAGGUGGGUCGGUCGGCAGCGGACACCCUCCCCUUUCUACCCUGAGGUACCCGGCUUGGUGGGCCCAGGAUGUUCCCGUCCAAUGGCGGAGUGGUGCGGACAACGCCUAUGAAGUCCGUAGUCCUUCUAGUCGCGCUGUUGCUAUGGCCUGCGUCCGCGCGGGCGUUUCCGGCAUCCCGGAGCUUAACUGUGUCACCUAAUGAAGAACGAAACUUGAAUCAUUAUGUGCAAGUUUUAGAGAACCUAAUACUGAGGGUUCCCACGAAGGAACCAGACGGGGAGAAAAAAUCAGUGUCUCCAAACCAUGUCUAUUCUCCAGAUCUGCCCGUGUCAAGACCUAAGGCACUCAGCACUCUCAGAGACGCUCUAACUGAGAACACUGAUCCCACCAAUGGACACAGUACAGCUUUCCCUGCUACAGGCCCCACACAGGGGCCAGAGAGCAAGAAACCUACCGAAAGCAUGGCCUUCUGGUCGAUCAGACCCAACAAUGUUUCUAUUGUUUUGCACACAGAAGAACCUUAUAUUGAAAAGGAACCAGAGCCAGAGCCUGUUAUGAAACACACCGAGGCCCCCAGAUCGUCCCCGUUCACCACCAGGUCCUCCACGAGUCCUCCUGUCAUCACCACACCUUCAAGCACAGACCUGGAGAUGUCUACAGAGUCUGAAGAUGUUCCCCAACUCUGGGGCGAGAACCUCGAAGAGUCAACUGAGCAUCAUUCACAGGCUAUGAAUAAUGAUGACAUUUUGAGAAAAAUCUCAUGUAUCCACUCCCAGCUGCAACAGCCAUCCCUGAAUGACAAGAACGAUCCAGAGUAUAAAGUGGAGAUUGAGGCCUUUAUGGAGAACUUGAAAGGAAGUCUUGCUCUGGCAACAGCAGCAGAGCACAGAUUAGAAAAGAUGUAUAAAUCCCAUGUCUUUUCAGAAGGACAAACCAGUGAGAGGACUUAUGACAUUGAAACUGUUAUUAACAUGCUAUAUAAUUCUAGAUGUAAAUUAUCAAAAUAUUUAGAUAUUAAAUAUGUUCCACCAGAGAUGAGAGAAAAGGCAACCACAGUAUUCAAUACUUUGAAAAACAUAUUAUGGGUAGGUCAAGAAGACACUAAAAACCUUAUUAAGAAGUUAUUAAGAAACAAUAGGAAGGGCCGGGGAUUUAGAUCAGUGGUUUCGCCGCCUGCUGUGCAGGCACAAGGACCAGAGUUCGAUCCCCGGUACCAAAAAAACCCAAACAAUAUAAAAAUGUUGAGCCUGCUUGAUACUCCAUGACAAUAUUAAUUUAAGCAAACUGCAUUCAUUCACAGGAAAACAAGCAUAUUAAUGAUUUCUAGAGUUGUAUAUUUUCUUAUGUAGUUCAGUGUACUAACAUCUUUAUAUGCCAUAUGUAAUGAAAAUUUUUAU